Molecule: messenger RNA, 911 nt
Organism: Thamnophis elegans (Western terrestrial garter snake)
Lineage: Eukaryota; Metazoa; Chordata; Lepidosauria; Squamata; Natricidae
Gene: GSX2
Product: GS homeobox 2
Exons: 2
Coding region: 1-873 (290 amino acids)
Biological process (GO): regulation of DNA-templated transcription
Cellular component (GO): nucleus
Molecular function (GO): DNA-binding transcription factor activity, RNA polymerase II-specific; sequence-specific double-stranded DNA binding
Source: RefSeq, a predicted model, not a curated record
AUGUCGCGCUCCUUCUAUGUUGAUUCGCUCAUCGUCAAGGACGCGGCGGUGGCGGCGAGGCCGGUGGUGCCUGCCCUGCCGGAGCCGCCCCCGCCGCCCCCCGGCCAGGACUUCCUCAUUCCGCUGGGCGUGCCGGCGCCGCUGGUGAUGUCUGUGGCCGGCGGGCCCGCCUGCCCGUCGCGCAAGAGCGGCGGCUCCUUCUGCGUCUGCCCGCUCUGUGUCACCUCGCACCUGCACGCCACGGCGCGGGCGGGCGCGGCGGGCGGAGGCGCCGCCGCCGCCGCUUCCCUCCCGCUGCUCAAGGGCCACUUCGCUCCCGGAGGAGCCGGGCAGGGCGGCGAGAGCCAGUUCUGCCCCCGGAUGAGCCACGUCCAGCAGCAGACGGCCCCGCAGCAGCAGCAGCCACCCCUCGGCUCGGUGGCAUCCGCGGCGGCGGCGGCGGCGGCUCAAGCCUUAGCCCACCCACCUGUUUGCGCAGCGGCCGCCUACGGCAUGAGCGACCCCCGGCGUUUCCACUGCCUCGGCCUGGGAGGUUCGGACGGCGCCGGUUCGCUGCAGAACGGCAAGCGGAUGCGCACGGCCUUCACCAGCACGCAACUCCUGGAGCUGGAGCGGGAGUUCUCGGCCAACAUGUACCUGUCCCGGCUGCGGCGGAUCGAGAUCGCCACGUACCUCAACCUGUCGGAGAAGCAGGUGAAGAUCUGGUUCCAGAACCGGAGGGUGAAGCACAAGAAGGAAGGCAAGGGCGCCCAGCGGAACACCCACGGCGGCUGCAACUGCGCCGGCAACCCGGGUCGCUUCCCCAGAUCCGAGGACGAAGAGUCGUUGUCUCCGGCCUCGGCGAACGAAGACAAGGAGGUCUCCCCGUUGUGAUGGGGACUCCCCUCCGGACUGUAGCGCUCUGCGGACAA